Molecule: messenger RNA, 2366 nt
Organism: Osmia lignaria (orchard mason bee)
Lineage: Eukaryota; Metazoa; Arthropoda; Insecta; Hymenoptera; Megachilidae
Source: RefSeq, a predicted model, not a curated record
GCGCUCCCAAUAAAAUGGCGGAAAAUGAAACAGCUGUUUUCACGAGCACGAGGACAUCUAACGGAACGCGCGCGCAAUCAGGACCGCGACGACAAAGAAGAAUGGGAGACGUGUGGGUCGAGGACCGAUUGUAUUUGCAGUAGCCGCGUCCGUCGAAGGAAUCAACUAACGAAACAUGGCUGCAGGUUGUUGUGGAACGAAAAAGCAAAAGCUGAACAAUUCGUCGAGUGUUCCUUGCAACGGAUCGGUACUGCAAAAUGGCACGCAUUUAAGAAACGGUGUGAUUGUGAAGCCCGAAAUGGGAUUCUUUUGCUUCGAUGUCCUCUAUUGUCAGUUACAUCAACUUGACCCUCCAAAAUCACCUAACUUCAGUAACGAAGCAUUUCCAUUAUUUGUAACGUGGACCAUUGGGAAGGACAUGAGGUUGAGAGGUUGCAUUGGUACAUUUAAUGCAAUGCAAUUACACGCUGGUCUUAGGGAAUAUGCUACAACAAGUGCAUUCAAAGAUUCACGUUUUAAUCCUAUAACACGAGAAGAACUUCCACGCUUGCAUGUAAGUGUCUCCAUUUUGAGACACUUUGAGGAUGGUGUUGAUUAUUUAGAUUGGGAAGUAGGUGUUCAUGGAAUUCGUAUAGAGUUUCAUAAUGAAAAGGGCAAUAAAAGAACUGCUACUUAUUUACCUGAUGUAGCAACAGAACAAGGAUGGGACCAGAUACAAACAAUAGAUUCAUUGCUGCAUAAAGGGGGUUACAAAGGACAUGUUACCCCAGACAUUAGACGUAGUGUAAAAUUAACACGAUACCAGAGUGAGAAAAUUACUGUAAGCUAUCAGGACUAUAUGACACAUUGGCAUAGCCGGAGUCCUAACACCUCUCAUACUUCUCAUUUACUAUAUAAUAGUUCUCAAUACAGUUCUUAUAUGGCCAGUCAAGAACACGGAGUAGUAAUGACACAACGUAACCAUCCUGCAUUUAUACAUCCUCUUCCAGUACCUCCUAUUUCCCCUGUUAUGGUACCUAUAUGGGAUUAUUCAUCAUUUUGGUGGGAUCAGACGGGUUCACCUUAUCCUCCUCCUCAUCCACACCUUUAUCCUCCCCCUCGGGUUCAUCGUUUUCCGUCGCAAGAAUCGGCCGAUCAUUCAAUUCCGAGAUGUAUGAUUCGGAAAACGAUCGUGUCCAUGGUAGUUGAAAGAGUUAAGUAAGAAGAUAUGGCAGCUGGGUGUUGUGGAACGAAAAAGCAAAAAUUGAAUGAUUCAUCAAGUGUUCCGCGUAAUAAUAUCGUAAGUUUACAAAAUGGUAUUCAUAUGCGGAACUCUAUAAUAGUUCAACCUGAGAUGGGCUUUUAUUGUUUCGAUGUCCUUUACUGCCAAUUGCACCAACUUGAUCCACCAAAACCACCCAACUUCAGCAACGAAGCAUUCCCAUUAUUUGUAACAUGGACUAUUGGCAAAGAUAUGAGAUUACGAGGCUGCAUUGGUACAUUUAAUGCAAUGCAUUUACAUGCAGGAUUACGAGAAUAUGCUACCACUAGUGCUUUCAAGGAUUCAAGAUUUAAUCCAAUAACACUGGAAGAACUUCCACGUUUACAUGUUAGUGUUUCUAUACUUCGACACUUUGAAGAUGGAACAGAUUACUUAGAUUGGGUGGUAGGAGUCCAUGGAAUUCGCAUAGAAUUUCAUAAUGAAAAGGGGAAUAAACGAACUGCUACAUAUUUACCAGAUGUAGCAAUAGAACAAGGAUGGAACCAGAUUCAAACAAUAGACUCCCUACUACAUAAAGGUGGCUACAAGGGAUUAGUCACACCAGAUAUUAGGCGUAGUCUGAAGCUAACUAGGUACCAGAGUGAGAAAGUGACUGUAAGUUAUCAGGACUAUAUGACACGUUGGUAUAGUCGAAGAUGCUAGCAACUGCCUAGGGGUCCUAUUCAAGGGCCCCCCCUUUGCCAAAUAUCUGGCAACAUUUGUUGUCAAAAUACAUACACAUUUAAUUAUUGUUUGCAAUAUGUUAAUAAUCAAUAUCAUAAUAUAAUGGCCAGUCAGCGAUCAUUCAUUAUGAUAAAACCUAAUCACUUUUCAUUUAUACAAGCAUAUAUUACAUAUGUUAGUUUUCAGGCCAUAUUAUGUAUACAAAACUGUCCUAUAUUUUCAGGGAAUUUUGUAGAAUUUUUCUUUUUGUUAAUAUAUUAUCAUUAUAAAAAGUGUCUUCCUCUACAAAACCUUAGAUUAUACUAUGCAAAAAGAAAAAUAACAUUAGCAAUAGUACAACACAAUUUCUUACCAUUUGUAGUGGUGCCUAUUAUAUUUUCUGUGUUUCAUCUUUAUCUCCUUUAUAAUGAAAUAUGUUUGUUAAUAAAGAUAUUAAAUCCUA